GUUUGCUUCUCUCUGUCUAUCUCUUUCUCUUUCUCCCAACCCAAGCCUUCCUCUGCCUUUCCAGGCUUCCUGCCUCUAUGCCCGCUUCUUCUAUUCCCUCUUCUUCUGGCAGGCUGGCACCUGCUCUUGUCUCCCCUUGGGUGCUCUUCUGGAUGCUCCUGCCCCAUGCCCUGGCCUUGUCCAUCCCUGGCGGAGACUCCCAGGAGGUGGUGCCAGUCUGGUUGGCAACCCCUAUGAGCAGCAGGGAAGGGCAGGUGUCCUUCUCCCUGGCCGCCUUCGGGAGGGAGUUCGUGCUGCACUUGGAGCCCGAUGCCAGCUUCUUGGCACCCGGGCUGAAGAUCCAACACAUUGGAAAGAAGGAGCCCACUGCAGAGUUUCUGGCCGAAGAAGAAGAUGCAAGGCUGCAGAGAAGGUGCUUCUAUUCAGGGACUGUCAACUCGCAGCCAGACUCCUUGGUGGCCGUCAGCUUGUGCCAAGGCAUCCAUGGCUCCUUCUUGGUGGAUGGAGAGAAGUAUGUCAUCCAACCUCAAGGUCAAGGGAGCGGAGAGCUCCUGCUGCAGGUCCACCAGCUCCAGAAGCGGGGCUGGGCAAAAGAGGCCCCUGAGGACAUCCCAGAAGGGGACACUCAGGCCGGACCGGGCAGCAGUAACAGCAGAGCCAAACGGUUCACCUCUCAGGCUCGCUAUGUGGAGACCCUGCUGGUGGCAGACACAUCGAUGCUCCAGUUCUAUGGGGAAGACCUGACGAAUCAUAUCCUCACUUUAAUGUCUGUAGCUGCUCAGAUCUACAAACACCCCAGCCUGAAGAACUCUAUCAAUUUGGUGGUAGUGAAGGUGCUGCUGGUGGAAGACGAGAAGGCUGGGCCGGAGGUCUCGGACAACGGAGGGCUCAUGCUGCGUAACUUCUGCAACUGGCAACAGCAGUUCAAUCCUGCAAGCGACCGUCACUCCGAACACUAUGACACAGCAAUCCUCUUGACAAGACAGGAUUUCUGUGGACAUCAGAGCUGCAGUACGCUUGGAGUGGCUGAGACGGGCACCAUGUGUGACCCCAACAAAAGCUGUUCUGUGAUUGAAGAUGAGGGCCUCCAGGCUGCCUACACUUUGGCCCAUGAACUAGGGCACGUACUCAGCAUGCCCCAUGAUGAUCACAAGACCUGUGAGAGACUCUUUGGGAGUUUAGGAAGGCAUCACAUGAUGGCUCCUCUCUUUAUCCAACUUAACAAAACUCUGCCGUGGUCACCAUGCAGUGCCAUGUACAUCACAGAAUUUUUGGAUGGAGGACAUGGUGACUGUCUGCUUGAUGAACCAGCUGAGCCUAUUGCCUUCCCCACAGACCUCCCCGGCCAAGUGGCCUUAUAUAACUUGGAUCGUCAGUGCCAACAAAUCUUCGGCAAAGAGUUCCAACAUUGCCCAAAUGCCUCUCAGGAGGACAUCUGCUCCCAGCUCUGGUGCAAGAUGGAAACAGGGGAGCGCCUGUGCCACACCAAAAAUGGCAGCUUGCCUUGGGCAGAUGGGACGCCUUGUGGAGCAGAGAAGAUGUGCUUGGAUGGCCGUUGUGUAGCGCAGGAUGCCGUGAUUCCUGAGCCUCCUGUGGAUGGAAACUGGGGUCCCUGGAGCUCUUGGGGACCAUGUUCCAGGACCUGUGGUGGAGGAGUGCAUUUCUCCUACAGAGGAUGUGACAAUCCCAUGCCUAAGAAUGGGGGCAAAUACUGUGAGGGCCAAAGAGUCCAAUAUGAGUCAUGCAACACAGAAGAAUGCCCACCUAAUGACAAGAGCUUUCGAGAGCAACAGUGUGAAAAAUACAAUAGAUACAACUACACAGACAUGAAUGGGAAUCUACUGGAGUGGACCCCUAAGUAUGCAGGCGUAUCACCUCGGGAUCGCUGCAAGCUGGUCUGCCAGGCUAAGAGAGGAAAUGAAUUCAAAGUGUUUGAGACUAAAGUGAUUGAUGGGACCGUCUGUGCACCGGAUACCCUCUCUGUUUGUGUACAUGGUCAGUGCAUCAAAGCUGGCUGUGACCACAUUAUUGGGUCACUCAAGAAAUUAGACAAGUGUGGAGUUUGUGGCGGCAAUGGUUCGUCUUGCAGGAAAAUUACUGGUUCACUCAACAGAUCCAAGUUUGGGUAUAAUGACAUUGUCACAAUUCCUGCGGGAGCAACCAACAUUGAUAUCAAGCAACACAGCCGCCGAGGGGUGAGGCACGAUGGGAACUAUUUAGCUUUGAGGGCACUGGAUGGCAAAUACCUCUUGAAUGGAAACUUCACUGUUUCUGCCAUGGAACAAGACAUUUUCAUGAAAGGGACUGUCCUGAGAUACAGUGGCUCUCUUACAACCCUGGAACGCCUUCAGAGUUACCAGCGACUCCCAGAACCCAUUACUGUCCAAGUGCUGUCAGUUUCCAGUGAGAUGUUCCUCCCCAAGGUAUUCCCUUCUCCAAAGGUGAGAUACACCUUCUUUAUCCCCAAGGACACCUACUUUAGCAAACAGAAGAGCAAGGAGAAGAGCUUGGCCAAUGUCAUCAAACCCAUGUUGACGUCGCAGUGGGUGCUGGGAGACUGGUCUGAGUGCUCCAAAUCCUGCGGCUCCGGAUGGCAGAGACGAACAGUUGAAUGCCUAGACGUAGACGGUCAGAGCUCCUUGACCUGUGAUAAGGGCCUCAAGCCGGAGGACAUCAAGCCCUGCAGCGACCUCCCAUGCCCGAUCUGGCAGAUGGGGCCUUGGUCCCCCUGUUCCCAGACGUGUGGAGUUGGAGUGCGGACACGAAGUGCCUUGUGCACUGACUAUGUGGGGAAGCCCAUUGCCUCAGAGAAAUGCAGCUCACCACGUCCACCGCCAGCCACCAGUCCCUGCAUGCUCCAGGAGUGCUGAGGCAAAGUCAAACGUCUGACACAUGGGAGGCAUGUGUAACAUAGGCUAACUACUAACCCAAACCCAGGCUUGGUCUGGCCGAGCAGGGCUGUAGGUUUUAAAGACAGAUGUGCACUAACUGGCCUGAAGAGGCCCUCGCCAGGUAGAUCUGUUGAAAAUAUUAGGAGACAUUGAAGGUCAGCCACUCUUUCUUUCCCUCUUUCUUCUUCCUGCUUUGCCUUCCUCCAAAGUGACAUCUACCUCAGUGGGGGGAAAUGGCAUGGGAUUUUUGACUUUUUAGGUUUUUCUUUGGGGAGCUGGGGGUUAUGGGCUUAUAUUUAACAACUAUGAUAAAUAGAAAUGUCUCUUAGGUGUGAGCAGAAGGUAGAUGAACCAAUAAGAUCCAGCUACACUCCAAAAUCCUUCCUCUUUCCCAGGGUGUGCCACCUUAAUAACCUGGAGAGGAGCAACAAAGGCUGGUCUGAGUGGCAACUAGAUCAGGAGUUGGCCACUUUCUACAGCACUUGUCCUUCUCCUCUGUGCCUCCUAGGCUGCUUCCAAAGAUGGCCAGAAUCUCACCUACAAUUCCUACAAGUCUCUUUGUGGAUCUUAUCACAGAGCCAUCACUUCUGAUGGAAUGAUGACUUUCAUUAUUAUGCAUCUCAAACACCAACAAGGGCCUAUAACUUUUAACUCAGCAUCAAUAGACGUGUCUCCUGGUCAAUGAGAUUCAUCUGGAAAAACUACCUUUCCUGCUCUCGCCUUACAUUUAUGAAGCUAUAGAAUGAGGCUGGUGAUGCAAACCUGUUUCACAGGCUUUUGACCAGGUUGAGUGAAGGCUUGCAUAAAGCUUCUAAGGUAAACAUGAGAAGUUUCUCCUUUCUGUGGCUUGUUAGAUCUCGCCUGCAGUUGACUCGUCCUCCAGGAGACUGGAAUAGCAUCCCCUUUUAGAGUGUGUUACAGGAAAUGGCAUUGCCAUGUCUAAGGUGAGUCCCCACCCAUAGCGCUUUACAUCUU
Anolis sagrei ordinatus is the source of this 3866-nucleotide messenger RNA. It is a transcript of the gene ADAMTS8, whose product is annotated as ADAM metallopeptidase with thrombospondin type 1 motif 8. Gene Ontology annotation, molecular function: metalloendopeptidase activity; zinc ion binding. Gene Ontology annotation, biological process: proteolysis; extracellular matrix organization. NCBI's taxonomy places the organism in Eukaryota, Metazoa, Chordata, Lepidosauria, Squamata, Anolidae. The record is from RefSeq and is a predicted model, not a curated record.